CAGGAAGGCAGGGAGCAGGCCAAGGCGCAGAAGAAGCGGUGUUUAUGCUGGCUUACCGAUAAUCGGGGGGUGAGCCAUUCAUCCCACAGCUUCGCCACCCGGGCAUUCGCAGAGGGCGUGUGAGGCCGCUGAGGCGUGGAGAGCAACUGGUGGAGAGAACGCUUGAGGCUGUCGGAGGCGGUGAUGCGCUCUACUGGCAAAUGGAAUGUGAUUCUACAGCUGUAGGUACGCAACGCUUGGAAAUCCUGGCGCGAGUCCUGCGUAUGGAAUGCUGCUCGUGUGCAUGUCGGUUGGUUUGUCUCAUCAUCAGGUUGUUUGCCAUCAUCCUUGCUCUCUGGUCCCACCACAAUGGACGAGGACGAUGAGAUGGGCGGCGGCAGCAGCCCUCGACGCCGCGGCAUCAAGCGCCUCUGCCACGACCUGCCGCAGGAGUUCAACAAGAAGGUCCGCAUCGGCAGCCCACACCCAUCCCCGCCACCCUCACUGCCGCCCAUCGACGAGGACGUCGCCAUGAGAGGCGCUGGCUCUUCACAGCGAGACGGCGUGUUGGCAGCGGCUGCUCCUGCGGACCACACACACGGUGCCCAUGACAUGACCAAUGGAGUACCUCAGCAACCCCAGCAGACAGCAGAGGGACGACCAAUCGCACCCGCGAGCCAGCGAAAUGAUCUCCUUGCACCUCUCCCACCCCACCACCACCACCAGCAGCAGACGAGCGAGCCGUCCGACGAGCAGCGUGGCAUCGUGUUGGGCCGCGGGAUGCCGCCUGGCUCCUUCUACCAGUACGUGAAUCGUGACCUGGGGCAGCUGCAUGCGGAGCGGUCGCAUCGGCAGACUCAUCAUCGGCCGAUGAUGCACCGGUCUGGCUCAGCGCCGGGCGGCCUGCGGUCAUCUGGGGGUAUGGGUAUGGGUGGGGCGGGGGAUCAGGGUGAGGGUCAGGGUGACAUGUCGUAUGGCGAGGUCAACAGGAUGAUACGAGACCUGCACUUCGGGGGCAGGUAGAAUGACGUGAGUGACGAAGAGGGGACCAGACGGGUCGCCAGCUGGUGCGGGCUGCGAUGCUCUGUAAAGUACGUGAGGCGGGGUGGCCUGUGACCUGCG
Messenger RNA from Vitrella brassicaformis, 1101 nucleotides. NCBI's taxonomy places the organism in Eukaryota, Vitrellaceae. The record is from the annotation of a GenBank genome assembly.